CGUUGGUACUCCUUUUUACCAAAUUACAGGAACCUGUAGUUUUAAUUUAUGUUUACCAAACAAACACGAAAAUUGCCUUCUGGAGCCAGAAAAGCCGCAAAAAUUGAUGGGACUGAUCGAAAAGGUUGGUAGUUUCCGCCCCUUAACCAUGCUGAAGCGCAAGCUGUCCAAGCCGUCCCUUGAUAACCCCCUUAAAAUCGCACGUGCCGACUUUGCCCAAAAAUUCCUGGACAUCCAGCUCGAACUCAACACAGCUCUCAAGCCCCUCCGGUUCAAGCCGCCGGUGGCGUACGUCUACAACCCCGUAGAGUACGCCUUCAAGGCGAACGAAAGCUACGUGCGCAAGUACUGCCAGGGCCCCAAAAAACUGCUCUUUUUGGGCAUGAAUCCCGGCCCCUUCGGCAUGUGCCAGACGGGGGUGCCUUUCGGCGAGAUCAAGUCGGUGCGCGAUUGGUUGGAAAUCGAGGAAGAAGUCGGUAAGCCGGAGAAAGAGUGCCCCCAGCGCCCCGUUCUGGGCUUCGCCUGCACCCGCUCGGAAGUCAGCGGGGACCGGCUCUGGAACGUGCUGAAAAAGCUGUGUGGCAGUCCCGAGAAUUUUUUCAAGAAUUGUUUCAUUUAUAACUAUUGUCCGAUCGCUAUGUUGAGGAGCGAUGGGGGCAACUUGACUCCGAGGGACAUCAAGGACACCCAAGUCUUGGAGGAAAUCUGCGACCGCCACUACUUUAAAAUCAUAGAAUUGCUUCAGCCUGAAAUAAUUAUCGGGAUCGGGGAGUAUGCAGAGAAGCGGUCUUUGGCCACUUUGAAGAACAACAACAGCAACAUCCGGGUCAUCAGGUUGCCCCACCCGAGCCCCCGCUCGAAAAACAACCAAAACUGGGCCGAAAAGGCCGAAACUUUUUUCAAAAACCACGACUUGCUGAAAUACAUGACUGAUGGAGCCCCUACUGACCAAAACUGAGCAGGAAUUCAUGGAGCGAGCCUUCCAGCACGCCUACGAAGCCCUCGCAGCCCAGGAAGUCCCAGUAGGUUGUAUUUUUGUCCAUAAUAACACUGAAAUCGCCUUUGGGCGCAACACAGUCAAUCAAACAAAAAACGCAACAAGACAUGCGGAAAUUAACUGCAUUGAGCAAGUGACCGACUAUUGCAAAACAAAUAAUUUUAAUUUGAUUGAUUUUUUUAAAGGAGUGACUGUUUUUGUGACCGUUGAGCCGUGCAUUAUGUGCAUCAAUGCGUUGUUUGACUUGCAAGUGCAAACUAUUGUUUUUGGGUGUAGGAAUGAUAGGUUUGGGGGGCGCACUGUGUUUGAUGUUGCGGGGGUUGUGCACCCGAAAACUAUCAUUAAAGGGGGCUUUAGGGCCGACGAGGCUAUGAAUUUGCUAAAGGAGUUUUACAAGGGGGUUAAUCCGAGUGCCCCCCCUUCUAAGGUCAAAGUUAGGGGCAAAAAAACAUAGGCUAAGUUUUUUACUGUUACGUUUUGAUACGAAAAGUUGUUUCCUUAAGAAUAAAUUUUAAUUUCUGUUUCACUUAAACCGCAACAUUUUUAUCAAAUUGACUGUUUCUAUCCCAAAAAUAUCACACAUCCAACUGUCUAAAAACCCCAAACUUCCUAUGCUUUUAACAAUUUUUUAACUAUUUGAAGGAUAAUUAUUUUUUUUGCACGUUGUUGUUACAUGAAUUUAAUUUUUAACGAAACUCGCUCAGAAAUUACGUUUCCGUUUGAAAAAUGUACUAAACCGAUGGAAAAAGGCUAAAAUAAUGCCAAAAUCUAGAAGAAACGAGUGAUUUUAACGCCUCACUUUUUGGAAAUUCGCUAAUUCUGUUUCUGACUAAAAGGCUUCAGAAAUCUUUGUGCUGUUUACGUAAUUUUUUAAAUAUUGUUAAAUCAAUAAAAUACUUACUUUUCCAACUUGCUUGGGCAUUUUGAACUUUAGGGUGCGUGUCACCCUGUAAUAUCUCUCCCUAGCAGCGGCAAAGGUUAAAAGAGAAAGAAUUCAAACGUCGUAAGCGUCAUUUUAACUUAUUAUUUAUGCAAUAAUUUAAAUCUAGAUUUCUUAUCUACAAAUUUCAAUAUAAAAACGUACAUCUUUUAUAAAUAAUGAUAUAAUACAAAAAAAUGGCCGAACCUGUGGAACUAAUAACAUUUGAAAGAAAAAACCGACUAAGUAACUAUGGAGGACAAUGUAUAAGAGUGUCUAUUGUGAUGCGAUGCAUGUCCAUAAAUAAUCGAAAAACGAAACGAAAAACCUGCUCGAAGCACUUUACACUUACUGUCUCUACACCUAACGAAAACAAAACUGGAAUCGAGAACAGCCCUUUAAAAUUUAGGAAUGAAACAACACUGGUAUUAAAACUCUCAAAACUCAAAAAUGAAAGCCCACUUCAGACGGUUUCAACGCUCGCUGAAUGGCCAUUAGUCUGCGAGUAGUCGAGCACGGGACUCGGCGGCGCCUCGGCCGAGCAACAGCUGCUACUACUACUGCUCGUGCUCGAGCACGAGUCGUUCGAAUCCGUCUCGGAAUCUUCCGAAUCCGAACUGCAAGUCUUACUACGCAACGCGGCGUUUUCGCGUUUUAAAGCUUCGUUUUCGAUCGUCAGUCUUUCAACUUCGCUCUGGAGCUCCACCGACGAGCUGGUGGAGGUGACCUCUCUUUUGCGUUGCCGCUUCGUCAGCAGCUCCAGUUUGCUCUCGAGCAUGAGGUACUCCUGGAUGAGUUCGUCUUUCGACAUUGAUUGCAGUCUUUCCGCCUGGACGCUCUCGUACUGAUCGACAAAGUCCUUGAUCAGGAACUGCUCCUCGUCGUCCGGAGACGAGUAGAACUCGCCUUCUGAGUCCACGCUGAAGCUGGAGUCCCGUGUUCGGGAUGUUGUCGAGUGUUGGUCGGCGUUCUUCAAAUUCUCGUCCAGCUCCUCGAUGUUGCCGUGGUCCUCCAACAGGAACUGGUUGCUGUUGUAGGGGGCUUCUGGUUUUAUCACUUUCGCGGACUUGCGCCCGUUCUUCUGGUACGGGUACCUGCGAAAACACGCAUUUCACUUUAAAAUUGGGACUUUUCUUGGGAAAAUUUUGUUCCCGAAAUUUUAAUACAAUGCAAGUCAAUUUAUUAUCACCCAAAUCCGUAUACAUUAUUCUAAUUUUUUACGUAAAUUAUUCAUUACGUGUUUUAUCACAAGUCUACUGUUAAAAAUUCACAUCUGUUUACUUUAGAUAUUCGUUAUAAAUUUGCUCCUAUCUUUUUUUUUUUGGGCAACUGAAUCGAACCAAAUCUGUCUUGGUUUAAAUAAGCCACAGUUUACGAUUUUUCAAGCAUCAGAUAUAUUCUAAUAAAAUAUUUUUAGCUCCAGGCAAACAGCAUCAAAGUUAUUAAACUGUGAAGUAAAAAAACAGCAAUUUGUAAUAGAUAUUACAGUUUUAUUGCAGAAAUGUGAGCCUUGCUCGAAAUCGGUUUUCCGCAGAAAUAAAACAAGCGAAAUUAAUAAGUUAAUGAGAUUUCGGGAACGCUUCUUGUGUUAUUUAACUGUCAGGUUCGAUAUUACAAAGUCAUUGUAAGUUAAAAAACACGGAACGGUUACUAUCCACCCUUUAAUCGCCUCAGACACGAAAAGUAGCUACGCUUCGAUUAAUCAAACUUGACUUUUCCAUUUCAUUGUUCUAAUGAGGUAAAUAAUUGAAAUAUUUACGAAAAGAUUUGGUGGUGAAAAUUUUCCGUAACGACAAAGACGAAUUGAUUUCCCUUUAUCAAGCUUGGCGUAAUCGAGCGAUGAAAGAGUGAAGGGUAGACUUUGGCUAUAAAUUUGAGGGUUGGUUGCGAGAUGUGCCUUUUUACGACUUAAAUACUAUGCGUCACGUCUGAAGGGUCUACAUAUGCGAGACCAGUUUGAAUUUUGUUUGACUCUUCAAUUAGAACAAGUCAUUGUUUGUUCGAGACUCAGGAUAAAUAUUUAAAGGAAAAUGAAGAACUGGUCCGGUCCUCGACCAUAACAGCUAUUUUCAUUGCUUCAUUAUUAGACAACGUCAUUACAAUAUCUGAGAAAAAAUGUUUCGAAUGCUUCUAACGAUAAGUUACGUGUGUUUAUCAUUUAAGAGAAUUCGAAAGAAUUUUUACAUUGUGAACAACUUGGCAGUAAAUCUGGGUUUAACUUUUACUGAUAAUGAGCGACCUUAUCUGUUAACAUCUUUUUAAUUCAUGUUUAUUUGCAUUAAUUAUUAAUUCAGGAAGUGGGAUUUGAAACAAUUUAUUGCACUCUUAUCGUGGUUUGUAUUUACUAUCUUAAAUAACAACGGAUUAAACGAUCAAUACUCUAAAUCCUUCGAGAAAGUAAAAAAUCUGCCCCAAUUGCCCCAUUAACAGACAAUUAGCGGUUUCAGCGGAAAUUACGUUCGUUUUUUUAUUUACUUUAGCCUAAUUUUUCGCCAAUUGGUUUCUUUUGUCGGAGCAAAUUCACAUUUUACUCCCAGUGGAGGGUUAUUUCCACCGUCCGCUCAAAAUCACUUUUUCGCACCGCACGAGAGAGUUUUUCAAUACGCGACAUAAAGCUUAUCACAACUAACAGUUGAGUAAAUAGAGCAAUAACAAAUUCGCGACGUCACAAAACGCUUUUCAAAUUAAUUUCUUUUUUUAACACUUCCAUUGUGCAAGUUUUUAGAUAAAAAUCUCUUCCAUGACCUGGUGACGUGACGUCAUAAUUGCACAAUUUUUUACUCUUUGGUGAUUAGAAAAAUAUGAUUUGACAUUAUCUUUGUCCUCUGUGACACACUUAUUAAUGGUAACAGACCUUCCAACUUUCAAUAAAUAAGAAAAACCGCAAUUAUCAUAAUAAUCAAAUUACACUUGACAAUAGAAUUCGGACAAUGAAAAACCGGUAGUUAUUCAAAUUUUCAAACCGUUUUUCCCAAACUAUUCUUUGUGUAGUUGUGAGAAUUCACAGAUAACAGAAAGAAAAGUGCGGUUUUUCGCCGCAUUCCGCCAAUUUCACGCGGAAAUAUUCCAGGCUUGUCAUACAAUAUCCAGGUUACAAACUUGUUGAAAAAACAGUAUAAUUAUUAGCAAAUAGAAAUACACCCCAGAACUGCGAAAUUUUCUUAAACAAAAUUAAAAUCUGCACCUUAUUAAUUAAUCAAAUUGUAGAUCAGUUAUCAGUAAAAUAAUAUUAUAAAAUGUUGAUAGGUUUUUUUUUGAUAAGAUUAGCGCAAUUCCGGUUAAAUUCAAUUUUUUUGACAAUAUACAGGGUGGUUCAGCCCAGCUCCCGUGUUAUGUAGCUCAGUUAUUAAUAAAGAUAGGCUUGUAAUAUUUCGUAGACGUUAUUACUAUACUCUACGACGCAUUUCAGGAAAAUAUUUUUGAUUAUACAGAGUGUCCUUAAAAUAAUAUGACGUCAUAUAUUUUUUUAAUGGUAUGCUAUUAUUUUUUGUUCUUAUUAGGAUAUCCUUUCAGCUUUUUACAUAUCCUUAUAUUUUUUAAAUCAGUUCAAGGGUUAAGACUUAAAAAAAAUCAAAACAAAACACCUGUAUGUUGGCAAGAGUUUUAAUACAUUUCUUUUAGAUGAACAGAGAAUCGUGCUUUGUUCACGGCUAAUAUUUUUGAUUUUUGGAAUUGACAAAGUUAAUAAUAAUAAUAAGUCUUUAACAAUAAAAUUGACAUUUCGUUUAAUUGACAUAGGAGGCCACCCAGUGAAUAAUGUUUCUAAUUGUAGCUUUACUUUAAGAACAAGUUUUAGAAUUAAUGUUUUUUCCCUGUACAACACGACGCCAUUUUAGUCGUAGUUUCAUUUUAUGACACUUUCUAUUUCGGAAAAAAAUCGUGACAUGAAGAUACGACUUGAUUUAUUGACACAUCAAGUGGCCUGCGGGCGCUGCUCUUUUGUUUCGGGAUUAUGCAAAUUAAGUCAAACGGAAACACUGAAUAAAUUCAUUAAAAUGGGCGCUUUUUCUCAAAUUACGAUAAGAUUAGCGCAAUUUGCAAGUGUGUAAUUGGCUGCAUUUCCGGUUUCAAAUUCAAAUUUUUCUAGACCUUGACACAUUUCCCGUAAUUUAAUCGAGGGCGCGUUUAUAUAUUGCGCCCAUUUCUUUGGGAAAAUGAUUUUCCUACCUCCUUUUGGAUUUUCCGCGUCUCGUUUUUCUCUUCUUGGUGGGUAUUUCGCAUUCGGGCGACUUCGGCUUGGGUUCGUUUCUGGUCGGUGCGCGCGCAUCUUUCUGUUGAACGACGUCACCUUGGGGAAGCGUUGCAGGCGUUUUUCCAUCCGGGUUUUCAGGCCCGUUUUCCGACGAUUUUUCACUCAUUUUCACCGUUUGGCUUCGUUUCGGGGCGAUUAGACCAUCGAACGGCUCAAACAAGGCUGUUGUCUGGAAGCACUCUCGCCGCGACCUCACCACCAAAUGCACUCGACUCGACAGAAAGCGCCAUUUUCUCGUUGCACAGUUUGUUUGUUUCCCAACUGGGGCGCUGUGUCGCCACCGCGUUGUUUAUCCCGGGGGUGGGGGGACGGCGCCCAGCCCAUUUUACCACAAAAGGGAAAUGCGCCCAUUGGGAGAUGGGCCAUGGGACGAUUUGUGGGCCAUUUGAGCCCAGCGAUGGGCCUUUGUUUGCGAAAUGACAGGAGCGACUGACACCAGCCCACUUCCUAUCUGGGCUAAUUGGCGAGAUGGGGGCCCCUGAUUGCAUUUUUUCCAUUUUUGAUUUAUUUAUAGAGCGGGUUUUGGUCUAGUUUGUUGGGGCGCCCAUAAAUGGGUGUAUUUGCAUGUGAAAGGCUGGGGAUGGGUGUGUUGGAGAAGAGAAAGGAAGAUGGAAAGUGAGUGCUUCUUCACUCGACUGUUGCAAGGUCUCCGAAGAGGAAAAAUGGGAUAAAAAUAACAUAAUCGCUUGUUUAUCUUUAGUUAUUUUAUUUAUAAGCUUUCGGUGGGUUCCAGCCUUUUUCCCAACAAAAACAAACAUUUAUCUCUUGCGAUGCAUUCAAACAACUCGACACACAACCGGUUUUGUGUGUUUAUGUUUUAAAAAUAAAGCUGAAUUUAAUUUCUUUGUUGCAUUUUGUGUUAAUCGAUAUCAUUUACCACGAUGGUCAUUAAUUGGCAGUGGCGUAACAUGGGGGUUAUCAGUGACCUUGGAAUGCUCGGUCGAAAAUCCGGUUACGUAACGUUAAAAAUUUAUUGUGUAGGUCAGUCCCUACUCUUGCAACCACUUUCUUAUCACGUGUUUAUGGUUAGAUAUUUAUUUAAAUUCGGUCUUACGCAAUAACUUGCAUUUUUUAAAUAUUUUACACCUUCCUCCAGGUAGAGAAGAGCGAGAAAUUUCUACUUCCUUCACAUUUGCAUAAAUUACACAUUGUUGAUUAUUUGUGGCGAUUCCUAAACAUCAAAAAUUGAAAUUUGAGGUAAUUUCCAAAUCCAAAGGUCUAUAAACUCAUCGAUUAUUCGAACAUUUUUUACGUAACCCGAUUUAUAAAUUGUCGACGUUAACGCAAUCAUUAAAUCGAUUUUACUUGCUCAAAUUAAGCGAAAAAUAGCUAAAAUUAAGCGAUAAUUAAACAAAUUUGAAGAUUAAAUGCCAGUGGCGGCGCGUGAAGUCAAGUAUUUCGUUGGCAUCGGUUGGUUGUAACAUUGAAAUUGGAUAUGGUUUAUCUUGACGUCAGAAAUUUCUAUUUAAUUUAAAUUAUCAAAAAUGAAAUUGACAGUGUCAACAAAAUUCCAGUUGUAUCGUUUAAAAUUAGAUUCUGAAAUGCCAACCUAAACAGUCAUUCAUAUUCGAAAUUCACAGAAGGUGAAUUGACGACUUUGACAAAAAUUAAUGCGAAAAUUGAUAUUUUAUGACAAUUAUUUUAUUGCCGAUAGGAAAAAAUCCAGCAUUUGACAGAGCAGUGACAAUGUAUAUCAAAAUUACAAUUCACAUGUUGACAAUAACAUGCAAUAAAUAAUAAUUUAGUUACAAAAACCCACUCUUGUUUCAAUUUUUUUAGUCAACUUUUAUUUACUUGAGUUAAUUUGUGCGAUAAUCUUUAGUGGUCUCUCCAAACGAGCCGCCACUGGCCAAUUGCUGUUUUGGUAAACUGACACUUGGCAACAAUUGUUGUUUCUCUAUCCUUGUCAGUGGCACACGCACGGAAAAUAGUCAUCUCUUUCUAAUCCUUAACUUCAAGUUUUAGGUUAGGAUAACUGUCUCUUGGCAAUAAAGUUGUAAAAUUAAGAAAAACAUGAGUAGCAAUUACAACAUAGAAUGG
Molecule: messenger RNA, 8208 nt
Organism: Tribolium castaneum (red flour beetle)
Lineage: Eukaryota; Metazoa; Arthropoda; Insecta; Coleoptera; Tenebrionidae
Exons: 2
Coding region: 933-1451 (172 amino acids)
Biological process (GO): tRNA wobble adenosine to inosine editing
Cellular component (GO): cytoplasm; nucleus
Molecular function (GO): tRNA-specific adenosine-34 deaminase activity
Source: RefSeq, a predicted model, not a curated record